AGUUUGUCAGAGUGUCAGCCACGCUGCAGUCGAGACAAGUCUCUGUUUCUCUCUGAAAGAAAACUCAAACUGACUUCAUCAGGUCUUUCUCAACAACACAGCAGAGUCUCUGACAAACACCGAUAUGGCUGCUGCAAACUAUCUGCCAUCUGAAGAUCAGUUUCUGUGCUCCAUCUGUCUGGAUGUGUUCACUGAUCCUGUCGCCACAUCAUGUGGUCACAACUUCUGCAAGAACUGCAUCAAUGAACACUGGGAUGCUAAUGAGCAGUACCUGUGUCCGAUGUGUAAAAAGGUUUUCAACACAAGACCUGAGCUGCACGUCAACACUUUGUUCUCUGAGAUGGUUGCUCAGUUCAGACAGUCAGCUCAACAGAAAGCCAGCAGCAGCAGCUCAGAGCAACAAGUGUCCAAACCAGGAGAAGUUCCCUGUGACGUCUGCACUGGAACCAAACUGAAGGCCCUGAAGUCCUGCCUGGUGUGUCUGGUCUCCUACUGUGAGACUCACCUGGAGCCUCAUCUGACCAUGUCAGGUCUGAAAAGACAUCAGCUGAUCGACCCUGUGGAGAACCUGGAAGGCAGGAUGUGUACGAAGCACGAUAAACCUCUGGAGCUGUUCUGUAAGACCGACCAGACAUGUGUCUGCAUGCUCUGCACUGUUUUAGACCACAAGAUGCAUGAUGUUGUUCCUCUGAAAGAAGAAUAUGAAGGAAAGAAGGCAGAGCUGGGGAAGACAAAGGCUGAAAUUCAGCAGAUGAUCCAGAAGAGACGACUGAAGAUUCAGGAGAUCAAACACUCAGUCGACCUCAGUGAGGAAGAUGCAGACAGAGAGAUAGCAGAAGGUGUUCAGGUCUUCACUUCUCUGAAGGAGUCUGUUGAGAGAGGCCUGAAUGAGCUCAUCAACACCAUCAAAGAGAAGCAGAAAACAACAGAAAAACAGGCUGAAGCUUUCAUCAAAGAGCUGGAACAGGAAAUCUCUGAGCUGAUGAAGAGGAGCACUGAGGUGGAGCAGGUGUCACGCUCUGAAGACCACCUCCAUCUUCUCCAGAGUGUCCAGUCCCUAAACAUCCAACAACCUCCACCCACCAAGGACUGGACAGAGGUCAGCGUCAGUCCAUCAUCAUAUGAGGGGACUGUGGUGAAAGCUGUGGUUCAGCUGGAGGAGACACUCAGUAAAGAAAUGAAGAAGCUGCUCGCUGAGUCUGAGCUGAAGAGGGUCCAGCAGUAUGCAGUGGAUGUGACUCUUGAUCCUGAUACAGCACAUCCUAAACUCCAUCUGUCUGAUGAUGGGAAACAAGUGAAUGAUAGUGAUGUGAGGAAGAAUCUCCCAGACAACCCAGAGAGAUUUUCUUAUGGUCUUUGUGUUUUAGGAAAGCAGAGUUUCUCUUCAGGCAGAUUUUACUUUGAGGUUCAAGUUAAAGGAAAGACUAAAUGGGAUUUAGGAGUGGCCAGAGAGUCGAUCAACAGGAAGGAAAGCAUCACACUGAGCCCUCAGAAUGGUGUAUGGACUAUAGUGUUGAGAAAUGGAAAAGAGUACAAAGCUGCUGCUGACCUUCCAGUCCUUCUCUCUCUGAAGUCUCCUCCUCAGAAGGUGGGGGUGUUUGUGGAUUAUGAGGAGGUUCUGGUCUCCUUUUAUGACGUAGAUGCUGCAGCUCUUAUCUACUCCUUUACUGGCUGCUCCUUCACUGAGAAACUCUUCCCAUACUUCAAUCCCUGUGGUAAUGAUGGUGGUAAAAACUCUGCCCCUCUGAUCAUCUCUCCUGUCAGAGUAAACUAAUCACUUAACUUUUAUUUAUUUAUUUUCA
This is a messenger RNA of Perca flavescens (yellow perch), 1802 nucleotides long. Its product is annotated as E3 ubiquitin-protein ligase TRIM21-like. The transcript has 2 exons. Gene Ontology annotation, molecular function: protein binding; zinc ion binding. NCBI's taxonomy places the organism in Eukaryota, Metazoa, Chordata, Actinopteri, Perciformes, Percidae. The coding region runs from base 125 to 1774 and encodes 549 amino acids. The record is from RefSeq and is a predicted model, not a curated record.